This is a messenger RNA of Amoebophrya sp. A25, 3455 nucleotides long. Lineage: Eukaryota; Dinophyceae; Syndiniales; Amoebophryaceae. The record is from the annotation of a GenBank genome assembly.
GAUAGGCGACAGCUGGCCCUGGGGUAUUAAGAUUCCUUCUCCAGUUAGCUUCAGGCUCAGCCUGUUACCAGUCACGCAGCUGCUUGGUAAGUAGUUACUUCUUUUCUCGUGGGGGCUGUCUGUUGGUCACUUCGUAGGAGGUCUUAUCGCUUAUUAUUUCGGCUGCUCGCUUAUUUCAGUAUUUCGAGUAGUUAGAAAUCAAGCACUGACACUUCUGCCCAACCAAUAAUUACCAUUUCCGCACAGCAACAACAAGAAUGAUGACGAAUUUGCUUGCCUCAACCUCUACUGUCGGACAGGCGACGUUGCAGCUGGCAUUACGUCUGGCAACUUCAGUUUUGAACUGUGCAAUUGCGUUGUCCUUACUUUUCGCCGUCGUUUCCCGCAUCUUAUGGAACUGGAAUAGGUGUACUGUGCGUAGGACGUGCUUCGAAGUUUUUCAGGACCUACAGCACUUACUCUCACUACGACAGGUUGGCAAGAGGGCACAACUCGUCAAGCAUUUCCACUCUUCAAGAGGCGCAACCUCGCUGCUGCCCUGCUUCUAACCGUUAUUCCGAGUUUGUUGCGGCGGACCAGUCCACAGACAAAGAAUCAACUACGCAGUCUGCUUACCUCCGACGCCGUGCGAAAUUUUUUCCGCGAAUCGCUGUCACACACAAUGUGUUCCGCUCUGGGACCGUCGUUGGUUUUAUGAUGAAAAAGUGAACUACCUUCUAUUUGGAUACUACUAGUAGUCGUGGUACUAGUACCUCCUUCUUCGCAUAUUAUAGUUGUAGUGAGUUUCAGGAAAAGUGAAAAUUUUCCAUGGUGUUGUUGUUCCAAAGAGAGCUGCGCCUACAUCAAGUAUACUUAACACUUUUCUAAUCCUCGCUGCCAGUCGUGAUCCAGCGACUUGCGAUGCUGCUGGGCGUUUGUUCCUCUCCCCCGAAAUUUGCCUCAAACUAGAAACCCUGUCCGGGAGAGCUGUGGGGAACGAAGACUUCCGCCAAAAUUUCGUCAAACUUGCGAAUCAAGUGUUUAUGGCUUCUGAGGAUAUCGAUAUGGUUUUUACAAGGAGAGGACGGAAUACUCGAUCAUCGGAAGAGAAAGACAGAGAUUAGUAGAUGUACAAGAACUAUUUCUCAACAUGAUGUCAUCUUCUAGGAGCCGCUCGCUAUUUACUGGUGUCUUCGCAAGUAUCAAUCUGAAUCUGGAAAGACAAGCUGUAGGUUAUGGCCGCCUUCUAAAAUCCCCCAGGACCCUGAGAUUCGCAAGCACGUUGGGCAAGGGAUCAUACAUACGAUCUUGGAUGAGGAUGUGCGUUAUUUGAUGCGUGAGAUUUUCCUUUGCGCUCUGGAACACCAAAAUCUCCACUCCGCAGUCGUCAAAGCGGUACGGGCAGGGUUUACAGCUGCUGUGCAAGACGAGGAGCUCGCUCUGAUAGGCAAACAAGCCUUGAUUGAGAUCCUCUCGGAUUCGCAGUUUCAUCGUGCGAUAUUAAAGGGUGCUCUUGGUGCGGUGAAAGAAGGCGUCAAAGACGCGAUGUUGGACAGCAAGUUGCAGCAAGCUCUGAAAAGCACUCUGGUAGACGCAUUGCAGGAUGAGGAGUUGCAUAAGUUAAGUAUAAGUUAUAGACUGUUGUAGGUUUCGUUACGUACAGAAACACUGUCAGACCACGUCUCUACGGUCACUAUGAAAGGUGAUAACAGGGACAUUAGCAUGCAUACGCUCAUCUCUCUUGUCAACGUACUAACAGACAGGCAAGGCGACUUCUUCUAGGUAGAACGAAAAAGAAUCAACUCGAUGAAUGAUCCCUCCAUGAAUCCUCUCGUGAUUUUAUCCCCUGUCCAAACCUGCUCUAACGUCAGCCACAAUGCAAGGCGCGUUUGACGCGAUGAUUCCAGAUGUCUUCUCAAAAAUCAGGAUAGGCGAAAUGCGGAUGCGAAGCGAAGGAGAGCGAGCGCCACCUGGGUCACCUGAAGGCGAGUCAGACUCUCCGCCGGGAGGUCGUGCGAAAGGCAGUGGAGGAGGCGCUUCUAUGCUUCUUGGGGGUGGAGGCGGUACGAGUUCUAGUGGAGUCCCAUCCAGUAUCGUUUCUUACUUUAAUUUAUGAAGUAGGAACUAGAACAACUCGGAUUGCGUAUUCACAAUUGGGGAAAAUCCUCUUGCACUUGCUCUAAUGAUUGGGGCCACAGCUGGGAAAACGGAUAGCCUUACGUCAAUAUCAGCUGACGACAGCGCAGAAUCGUCCAAGGAGGCAGCGCCAAGCAGUCCUAAACGGGUUCAGAUUUUAUGGGCUAAAAGGGCACUUAGUUCAUACCAUCGAUCUAGUACAUAUUAUCCCGUUUGGGCAUCGCAACAAAGCAAGUAUAAUACUUGCGAACUGGUCAGGCGACUCAUUUCAACAGCUGACCAACUAGAUCGACAUUGAACAUGAUUCGACAGGAUACGAGAAGCAUUAGCGCGCUAAGCGUACUCGGAUAAGAACUCAGAGAGAAUUGUGUUCCGCAUGCUAUCCAUCUAAGGCCAAGUAAUACCUUUUUCCGAACAGAAUAUGAAUAAAAAUCGAGGCCUUUGGUCUAACACGGACGAUAGAAAUUGUAUGCCGAGACCUCUAAUCCUCGCCGAAGACCUCUCAGAGCCAUCCUCAAGUUCAAAAAACCGUUCAUCCUCUUCCGCAUCGGCAAAGUCUCCUCCUGUAAUAGCGCACGUAGAUCCUGACCUUGACCUCUUGGCUGAGCUAUCCGCCAAUGCAUCCAAAAGAGCUAGUGAGACAUUAGACACAGUGGCCGCACGUUUUCGCAAUAUGUUCGGAGGAACAACUCCUGAGGAUGGCGAUGCUGUAGGAGUACAAGAGGACGAGAAGCAGGACAAGAAGAGUCAAGUAGUAGGUGAAGGGCAAGAAUCAAGAUCAUCAUCGAAGUCACCAAAUCGUCCUAACAAUGGUGAAGAUGGGGGUAGCGAUAGUCAACACGGAGGAAGUCCCGGUUCUGCCACAAAAGCAAAACAGCACUCAUCGCCGAAGAGUGAGUCCUCAAGUAGGCGAGGUAACUCGGGGAGAGAGCAUUCUCGUUCGAGCGGGGGGGUAAAACUCUUUAGCGGGAAUAUAGACGAGGGUAGACGUUCACGGAGGACAUCACGUGAUCAAGCUGGGUUUGAUGCGGGACCUUCUAACAGAGAUGGAUAAGCGUUCUAAUCAGAAAUUGAGCGCUAGAUAGAGUUAAGUAUCAGUAGUACAAUAGAUUCUACCGUUAUAGGCAGGAAACCAAGAAAGCAAAUCGGAGUACAGAUUUACCUCAUCCCUUCGAGUAAUUAUACAUACAAAUUAUCCGUGUACAGAUUUGUGUGAUGUCUCUGAGUCUUCGUUACGGUCGAAUAGAGCGCUUGGCUCGGACUCCGAGAAAAAUUAAAAUUUUGAUCAUGAGGAUUGUGAGUGCCUUAACCUGCAAAGCAACAUGAUAUCCAUGCACGAG